Molecule: messenger RNA, 1349 nt
Organism: Lepus europaeus (European hare)
Lineage: Eukaryota; Metazoa; Chordata; Mammalia; Lagomorpha; Leporidae
Gene: OSGEP
Product: O-sialoglycoprotein endopeptidase
Exons: 11
Coding region: 146-1153 (335 amino acids)
Biological process (GO): tRNA threonylcarbamoyladenosine modification
Cellular component (GO): EKC/KEOPS complex; cytoplasm
Source: RefSeq, a predicted model, not a curated record
CAGGCUCAGGCGCGGGCACUGCCCCCGCGGCAGCUUUUAGUGUCUGGGCGCGGGUUUCUGUUUACCAACAGCGUGCGGGCACUGCCCGCCGAGGGCUGCCGCGGCUCGGUGUUUGGCGCCUUGGCGUUCUCUCUCAGGCGGCGCCAUGCCGACGGUGCUGGGGUUUGAAGGCAGCGCCAACAAGAUUGGCGUGGGAGUGGUGCGGGAUGGCAAGGUGCUGGCCAACCCGCGGCGGACCUAUGUCACGCCUCCGGGCACAGGAUUCCUUCCAGGUGACACUGCCAGGCACCACCGAGCUGUUAUCCUAGAUCUGCUACAGGAGGCGCUGACCGAGGCUGGAUUAACCUCCCAGGAUAUUGACUGUGUUGCCUAUACCAAGGGUCCUGGCAUGGGUGCUCCACUGGUUUCUGUGGCUGUCGUGGCUCGUACCGUGGCCCAGCUGUGGAAUAAGCCAUUGCUAGGCGUGAACCACUGUAUAGGCCACAUUGAGAUGGGCCGUCUCAUCACUGGAGCCACCAGCCCAACUGUGCUGUAUGUCAGCGGGGGAAACACACAGGUGAUUGCAUACUCAGAGCGUCGGUACCGCAUCUUUGGGGAGACCAUCGAUAUUGCUGUGGGUAACUGUCUGGAUCGUUUUGCCCGAGUGCUCAAGAUUUCCAAUGACCCAAGUCCUGGCUACAACAUUGAACAGAUGGCAAAGAGAGGCAAGAAACUGGUUGAGCUGCCCUACACUGUAAAGGGGAUGGACGUCUCAUUCUCAGGGAUCCUGUCUUUUAUUGAGGAUGCAGCCCAGCGGAUGCUGGCCACAGGCGAGUGUACUCCUGAGGAUCUGUGUUUCUCCUUGCAGGAAACCGUGUUUGCAAUGCUGGUAGAGAUCACAGAGCGAGCUAUGGCGCACUGUGGCUCCCAGGAGGCCCUCAUUGUAGGAGGUGUGGGGUGUAACGUGAGGCUGCAGGAGAUGAUGGAGAUAAUGUGCCAGGAACGCGGAGCUAAGCUUUUUGCCACAGAUGAGAGAUUCUGCAUUGAUAAUGGAGCCAUGAUAGCCCAGGCUGGCUGGGAAAUGUUCCAGGCCGGACACAGAACCCCACUCCGUGAUUCUGGGAUUACACAGAGGUAUCGGACAGAUGAAGUAGAAGUGACCUGGAGGGACUAGCAAGAUGAACAGGAUCAGAGUAGAUAGUUUCCUAAGGGGAGCCCACAGGACCCUGGGCCUUACUCUCCAUCCUGACAUGGGAGUCAAGGCAAGGCUAUGGACUCCUGUCCCCCUGGCAAAGUUCGGGCCUGCAAGUACGGUUGGGAGCCCCUGUGGAACCUUAGGAUGGCUCAACAAUAAAGAAUUUUUGAUUUUA